AAGGAGUAGGAAAAUAAUUGUGGAAGAAGGAAACUUGUAAUUUUGUUGGCAAAAAUUGCAAUAUGCAUUUAUAAAAAUCAGAUGUCUAGAAGAGAUAUGAAAAAUUGUAAAAUAUAUCGCGAGGGCGAAUUUAAGGCUGAGAAUGAGCCUGAAGAAGGGGAGAUAGUGGAUGACUACGACUUGAUAGUAUCCUCUGACGAAGAGUUGUCCAUGAUACAGCGUAUUCGCGAAUUGGAAGCUGAAAAUGAUGAAAUUGAACAAAUUGCUGUGAUAUCUAGAAGUUAUGUUGAUAAAAUUAAUCCCCUGGAGAAUAGUCGCGCUGCACAAGUACCUACUGAUGCAUCUUCUAUAUCAUCUACUGAGUUCGUUACACCAAAGAAACGUAAGAGACGAAAAAGUAGGGAGCAUAAAAGAAAACAUUGCCAUCACCAGCAUCAACAUCAGCAACACCACCAGUAUGAGCAACAUCCUCACUAUGAUCAACAACAUAUACCUCUAAAGACACGCUCAAGAAAAACGCAUUGCAAGAGACGGCAAAAAUUGUUUGCUAAAAAGCAUCAAAAAGUCCAUUCCGAUCGCUAUACACACAAAGAGAUAACUGCGGAAACAGUACCACUGGAGUCCCCUGAGUAUUCUGAUUCCUCAUCGUCAUUAACAGAUACUGAUAGUUAUAGUAAAAACUGGUUGUCAUUUAAUAGAAAAGAGGACACUUUUGAUUACGGUAAAUAUAUAUCUAGGGACACACUGCGCUUGGCUGUGGCCAGAAAUUCGAAUGAGUCGAUAUUUGCGACGAAAAAAUCAUGUUUAAAAGACAAGUUGAUGCGACAAGAAUUAGUUGGCCAGUCAGCAAAUAACGCUAUACAAAAUGAUCGGCUUGCCGUCGUUAGCGUUCCUGAGGAUGUCGAUGAUAAUGCUGAGGAUGACGAUGAUGAUGACGUACAGGUCAUUGAAAACGAGCCAGAUAUACAAACUAUUGAUGAGGAUUCAACAGAUUCAAUGGAAGAAAAGGAACUUCGUUUGAUUGCUUUAAAGUCGGCGGUGUUAAAAAAGCACAUGGCACGCAAAAUGCGUAAUGCUGAGGCUGCAUACUCACCAACAGACUUUGAGGAAAUGCUCUCGUCUGACAUCUUACGGCAGGAAAAUAAACUGGAUGAUAUAGAUGUGGUUGAUCUGGAUGCUGAUGAGUCCCAAAAUGGCUGUGUGACAGUUAGCCCUGUGGCAUCGCCUCAACUGAUGAUUUUAGAUGAUCAGGACGAAAGCCAACAAAUGGUCGACUGCAAACCCAUCGAUAUGGACAUAGUCAAUAGCGAUAGUGAUGACACAACCAUAGGCAGCUGGCCGAAAGAAGUUGAACCUGCAUUUCCAACAUUUUCGCUAGUAUCACACGAUUUUGCCAAUAAUUUCCAAUAUGGCUACUACAUGCAAGAACUACGUGAACUGCCACCACCCCCACCGGGAGUCGAUGACUAUGAGGAUGUACCCCCACCACCUCCCUACCAUAAAAUUUACACUGCAGAAAACUUGCAAGACAUGGAAUUAGAAAAUGAGGAAUUGAACGAAAAUCAACAUUGGUUUGAGAAUAAUGAUAAUUACACUCGCGAAAGCAACCAAUCAGAACCUGAUAAAGCCUCACUUUUGCCACCAACAGUAAGUUACAAAGAAGAUGUCGAAGAUGAAGAGGAGGAGGCAUUAAGGGCUCUUUUGCUAUCAAAAUUCCAAUCACCCAAGAACCAAAACAAAAUAAAGAGACCAAAUGAAGCCACUGAAUGCCAAGAAACUUCGAACUAUAAUUUAUUGGCCGAACAAUGCCACUCUAAACCAAAAAAACCUACAGAGUUUAUCCUUAAAGAAGCUGUUAAGCGAUUGAAAAUUCACUCUCAAACCGAUCUUUGUAAAGGGGAGUCUUCAGACGAUUUUAACAAUCAAAGCAAAUUCGGUCUAACAAUAAAACCACUUGAAUGUAGUGAAAAUAAUAGUGAUUCUUUAACAUUACUGAACAAAUUAAGAAAUCGAUUGAAUAAAUAUAAAAAUCAAGCGCAAUCAAUUACAUCAGAUCGUCCAUAUCAUGAAGACAUUGAAGAAUGCGAUGCCGAAGAAAUAGUACAAAAAGUUGAACACUUGGACGUCGCUCCAGAGAACACUAAUAGUUUUAUCUGUAGGGUUGCAAAUGACCAGGAACACCCAAUAGCAUACUCAAAUGCUUCAGAAGUAACGAAUAAAAUUGAUAUUUCCGACAUAACAAGAAGACUGCAACAAAUUAAAGAAAACGUUCUUAAUUCUACUAACAAACAAUCACCUCAAGUGCCACCAACGAAUUUAGAUUCUGGUCCACAAGUUGAAGACAUAUCCCAACGGUCUAAAGAGAGCAUUAAAGUUACUGAAAAUAUUAAAGACGAUGAAGAAAAAAAUCAACCACUCUCUGAAAAAAUAUGCCAUCUCCAUAAGCCAUUUAAUAAUAACAAUUUAGAUAAUUUAGUUUCCACAAAUAAUGAAUUUAAUGCUAAUAAUGCUUCCACAAAAGAAAAAACAGUUGAAGCCAAUUUUGAUGUCACUACAAAUCAAACAAUUUUCAAAGUCACAAUAAAAAAUAGUACAGCGAUUAAAGCAGAAGACGAAGGUAUAACAGACGCAGUCAGCGAUGUUUCGUUCAAAGAAAACAAGGCCAACAAUGUGUCCAAAAACAUAAAACCGAAAGCUAAUGUCAAUUCAAAAUGUAAAGUUGCCGUAAAUAGUGAAAGAUUAGUAAAAAUCAUUAGUAAAACUACUGCAUCCAGUGCUGAGAUAAAACCACAAGCUGUUAAAGCAUCCACCGCGGUUAAAGCGAUUGUAAACAAAGCCCCAACAACCACCGUACCUACUACAUAUUCAUUGUUACGCACUACAAAAAUAGUAAAACCAAAUAAAGUCAUCAAUGCAAACUUCGAUUUGAGUCGUAGGCAAAAUUCACAAGCAAUCGAAUCUACAUCCGCAACAAAAGUAACAAGGACCGAAGUAAGUAAUCAAGUGUCUGGCGGAACUGAAAACUCGCGUUUAAUUACCUCAAUGGAGCAGGUGAAACACAUGUUUAAAGUUGCUCCAUUCGUUAUAAGUGUUCAGAACUCUUCCAACGAAUCCAGCGGGGACGAGUGGGGCGAUGAAUAUGAUUCACUGAAUAAAUCAUUGUACGAUUACAAUGACAAUGCUAGUCCCCUGAGUUUAAAUUUGGAGAGUCCAUCCCGAACACCUUUACGAUCGAAUUCUCCAACGGAUCCUGGUUUGAAUGCAAGUACUAAAAUUACAGACAUGGAUGCAAAAUUAGAUGCAUUUUUAAAGAAAGCAAGAACUUCGGUGCACACUGCAACCCAUCAAAGCAGUGAAUCUGAUCAAGGCGAAAAACUCAAUAAAACGCCACUGGCCGUACGACAUUUACCAGCUGCGGCUCAAAGUGAAUACAGAAGACUGGUGCAUCGCAUGAAAUUGCUGGAGAACAAACGAAAAUCUUCCAAUGCUGAUGAGAGUACAAAUGAACACAACGCUAGCAUGAAGAAUGAAGCCAGCUUGACUGUUAAAGAAGACCUUAGUAAAGAGAAAGAUAACAAUAAAGCUGAUUCUACAAGUUCUACGCCCAAAGCUAGUCUCGUUAAGAAGGUGCUAAUAAGAAAUGCAACAACUACGAAUGAAUCGCAAUUAGCGAAUGACUCUGCUGCAACAUCAAUGUCUCGUAAAACCAAUAUUUUGCGAUCCUAUGAAAAUUUAUACGUUAAAUUCGGGGCGGGUAUUGUGAAUAACUUAGAUAAGUCAUUAAAGCUAGUUGAGGAAGCCAAAAAAGCGAAAACAACAAAAUUAAAGCUGGAAACCCGUCUGAAGGAACUGAAGGCUGAAAUGGAAAUUUUGCAGAGCAAACACAAGGAGGAGCAACAGAAAAUAUCACGUAUCUAUCCUAGUAUUUGCUCUACCAACGAGGUGAUCACAUCUCUGAAACAGAAACGUUCCAAAGUCUUUAAGGCGGCUCUUAACUUGGGCAAAACUCUGAAGGGUGAGGACUAUAGACUUAAUAACGAUUUGAAAGAAAGUAUAACAACUAAAAGUAAACAGUUGGCGACGGAAAUAAAAAUUGUCAAUUCACUGAAAGCUCAAGAUAUUAACAAUAUGGAGGGUGCACUUAAAACUGGCGCCAUCGCGAAGGAACUGACUGAUAAUAAAAAGAAAUCUGUUGAAGAUUGUAAAACAAAGUCAAACCAUGAAAAUAUAGAGAACAAAUUAAAUGACAAUACCGCGGCGAUUUGUUCUGAAAGGGGCAAAGAAAUGGAAGAGGAAAAUAGAUUCGAAAUCCCUCUAAAAUCUGACGUUGGCGGUAAUACAGAAUUUCAGAAUAUGGAAUCCCACAAGACAACGAGUCCAGUUAAAUCCGAGGAUACUUGUCGACAGGACGCGGAUACAAAAUCGACCAAUACAGAUGCCAAAAACGAUGCUAAAGGAACAUCCUCUCUGCCAUCAUACAUUUCCCCCUUAGAGCAUUUAAGAAAUAUCGACAGCAAUAUGGACCCUAAUGGCGUUGUUUGCCCCUACGAUCUCAUGGGAAAUUGCGAAGAUGUCACUUGUAAAUAUGUACACAUAACUCCGAAAGCUAAAACUUAGUAAAUCAUUAUUUCAUUCAGGGUAAGUUUUAUAUAGUAUGUAUGCAUAAGUACCUAAAACCUAAACCAAUAUACAUUCGUAAGUCAAUCAAAUUCCUCCUCCUUCAAUAGGCAAGCAAGGCCUUAAGAGAAGGUAUAAUUACAUUACAUAUGUAUAUAUAAAAUCGGUGUCUUUUUGGUGUUUGUAUACAUAGUUUAUUCUGAUUUGUUAUGAUUUUAUUGCAUUUCACAAUUAUAUUUUGUAAAUACAUUCAAUUAUAUUAAUUUUGUUUGUUAGUUGUUAAUAAUUAUUAUUUUUUUUCCUCGAUUAGUUUUUUAUCCCUUUACUACUUCAUCAAAUUAUGUUGUCAUUCGAAUUCAUGUAAUCAUUUCAUUUCAAAAAUUAGCAAAGUGCCAUUAUUUAUUAAAAAAAAAGACACAGUUCAAUUUAUUUAGGAAAAAACAAAAGGACACCUGAUUUUAUAAUGUUUUUUUAUUUUUUUUUUUUAAAUUAAAAUUUUAAUUUUUUACGUUUUUAUAAUGUUAUGCUAAGAAAAAACAAAUGGAAAUUAUAAUAACUUAAAAACAAAGAAAAUAAAAGAAAUAAAAGAAAUAUUUUUAAUGAAAUAAAAAUGAAACAA
Molecule: messenger RNA, 5236 nt
Organism: Calliphora vicina (urban bluebottle blowfly)
Lineage: Eukaryota; Metazoa; Arthropoda; Insecta; Diptera; Calliphoridae
Exons: 7
Coding region: 82-4617 (1511 amino acids)
Source: RefSeq, a predicted model, not a curated record